UUCACCCCUAAAAGAUACCCAAGGCUCCAAAUUUACACCCUCAAAGAUACGACGAUGAUCCCCGUCCGAUCGAUAUAGGGAGUACCCCCCGGGGUGUGUUCCCGAAGGUUGCACUAAUUUACAUACCACACAUAUAAAAAACAUGCAGAGCAAAGAACUGUAAACCCAACUGAGUGGAACAAGAUGUCUUAAUUAAAAAAGAGACACACCAAAUAGUAAAUCAUAAGCUAGUUGGAGCUCAUACUGAUAAACGGCUAUCUAGCACCCUUAUCUGUAUUUUACUAAAGAAACAAAACAUUCAAGGAAUGGCUUACCUUGGAAUUUGCUGUGGUAGUUGGAGAAACGUCGCUUGUUUCCUAAUCUUCGGACUACAGUGCGUUUUUCAUCAACGUGUACUUGGGGUCGCCGCCCAAGACAUCCUGAUGGGGAGCACUCUACCCACAAGCUCUCUUAUUCUAAGUGUAUCCAUCCUCGAGCUUGUAGUCAAACUUAUAGCACCGUGGAUCGUAUAUCGCAUUCCUUACACAGCCUGCGCCAUUAUUGGUCUCGUGUUAUCAACAGUGUCUGUCAUUCUAGUCGUGGUGAUGGAAUCGGUGUUCUUAAGGCUAGGGGGUGCUGUGUUGAUAGGUGGCGCGCUGGCCUGGAAUAUAAGUCUGUUUCUAGCCAUGACAGUGCGGUUUUCUAACUUCACCGAGCUGACGAGUGCCCUAGAGACGGGGAUUAACUGUGGCUCGAUGUUAGCAGCAGUGUAUUAUACCGGUCUGACGACUUCCCAGUGUAUCACGCCGCGUGCUGCCGUUGCGGGCACACUAGCGUUCAGUGCUAUCUACCUGGCUUUCUUCUUUGCCCUGGAAGACUCACAGAUCGAUCACGGGGAGAAUUCAGAAGUCAAGUAUCAGCCUUUAUUACAAGACCUUGAUGAGACAAAAGACAAUGCAACCAGCUGUGGAGGAAAAUCCAGAAUCCUGAUACAAGUUCUACCUAUCUGCCUUUAUCUCUAUGUCGGCUUCUUCGCUUUCUUCUUCUCCCAUUACUCGGUGCUCACAACUCUAGUUUUUCCUAACGCUCCCUUUAAAUCUUCCAACCAUUUCAAGUUCUACACCCUCGCAUUCGGCACUUCGCGGUUUCUUGGCUGUUCUGAGCUUCUUUUCGUAUCUCGUUUCUUCCCCAAAGCUUUACCUUACGCACGGGUUCACCGCCUGUGGAUACUUUCCUUGCUUGAUUUCGCUCACGUGAUCUUCUUUAUCUUUGUCACGUGGUAUCGGUUUAUCCCUAAUGUCUGGAUCGUCCUUCUGCUAUGCGCUACCCACGGCUUUAUCAGCGGCUCUGUCAUGGUCAACGGAGCACUAGAAGCGGCGGGACAAUUUGAAGAUCCUGUCGACAAGGGUAUAGCAAUGGGCAUGAUUCAGUGGGGAAGUACCGCUGGGAUAAUCGCAGCAAGUGUCGUGGGCUUAUUUACUGAGCCCGCGCUCAUGCAGCACUGCCAGGAUGAGUUGAGGCUUGGGGAGUAUUGCUUCACGAGGGAGAAUUAUACCACGGGGUGGAGCCAUCCAAGAUGUUAGAACUACACUAUUCACCGUCCGUAGCAGGCCUCGAAAUAUUAGGGACCUUGAGCAAGGACGACGGCAACGCCUAGGACAACGAGAUCGAAAAUGAUGUGUUCGCGCCUUGCGAUCAAUUAUAAUUUCAUUGCAAUGGAAUUAGCGAAACAUUAUAGUCAGAGAUAGAUAAAAA
Nematostella vectensis (starlet sea anemone) is the source of this 1734-nucleotide messenger RNA. Its product is annotated as protein BTN1. The transcript is spliced from 4 exons. Bases 306 to 1562 code for a protein of 418 amino acids. Gene Ontology annotation, biological process: regulation of intracellular pH. Gene Ontology annotation, cellular component: membrane; vacuole. NCBI's taxonomy places the organism in Eukaryota, Metazoa, Cnidaria, Anthozoa, Actiniaria, Edwardsiidae. The record is from RefSeq and is a predicted model, not a curated record.